AUGCCAGCUAAGGACGCGUUGCUGGAGCUCGUUGCUCGCCUAUCUUCGCGAGUGUUCCUUGGGUCCGACAUUUGCCGCAACAAGAAAUGGCUUAGAAUUACCAAGGAGUUCACAACAACCAGCUUUGCCGCUGCAGCCAAGCUCAACAUGUUGCCAUCCGUCCUCAGACCGCUGGCCAACUUGCUCGAUCCAUCUUGCCAACAGGUACGGGCCUUCAUCGCAGAGGCUAAGGAAAUACUAUUUCCCGUUAUCAAAAGCCGUCGCAAGGUCAAAGAGGCGGCCAAAUUAGCCGGCAAGCCGGUGCCUGUAUUCAACGACACCAUCGAGUGGGCCGAGGCGGAGUCACAGGGCACGAAGUAUGACCCGAUUGCGUUUCAGUUGAUGAUUUCGUUCGUCGCGAUACACACCACAUAUGACCUGUUGGGUCGGGUUCUAUUACUCUUAGCUGAGCAUCAGGAGACCAUCAAGCCUCUGCGCCAGGAGAUGAUUGAGGUCUUGCAAGCUGAAGGCUGGUCGAAGACAGCACUAAACCACAUGAAACUGUUGGACAGCACCAUCAAAGAAUCUCAGAGAAUCUCGCCAACCUCUUUGCUAACCCUCCGGCGGAUCGCGGUCAACGACGUCACACUCCCCGACGGCACCAGAAUUCGAAGAGGCGAACGCCUGUGCACCCACUGCUGUAACAUGAUGGAGCCCGAGGUCUACCCUGAUCCCGACAGGUUCGACAUAUCCCGCUUCAAGCGACUUCGAGAACAAGCCGGGGGCGAGAGCAAAGCCCAGCUCAUCACCCUAACUCCGGAGCAUCUCGGCUUCGGCUACGGAGUGUACUCUUGUCCGGGACGUUUCUUCGCUGGACACGAAAUCAAGAUAGCCUUAUGCCAUUUGCUUCUGAAGUACGAUUGGAAAUUGGGGGAUGAACGCGGGUUCAAGCCAACCAUCAUUGGCGUCAACUCGUUUAUUGAUCCUAGCAUGUCGAUCGUGUUCAAGAGACGCAAGGAGGAGAUUGACUUGGACGCCUUGCGCUUUGAUGAAGGUGUUUCGUUCGAUAAUGAUUGA
Colletotrichum chrysophilum is the source of this 1056-nucleotide messenger RNA. RefSeq lists its product as uncharacterized. Lineage: Eukaryota; Fungi; Ascomycota; Sordariomycetes; Glomerellales; Glomerellaceae. The transcript is spliced from 2 exons. The coding region runs from base 1 to 1056 and encodes 351 amino acids. The record is from RefSeq and is a predicted model, not a curated record. Gene Ontology annotation, molecular function: monooxygenase activity; oxidoreductase activity, acting on paired donors, with incorporation or reduction of molecular oxygen; iron ion binding.